Molecule: messenger RNA, 5378 nt
Organism: Octopus bimaculoides (California two-spot octopus)
Lineage: Eukaryota; Metazoa; Mollusca; Cephalopoda; Octopoda; Octopodidae
Biological process (GO): regulation of transcription by RNA polymerase II
Molecular function (GO): DNA-binding transcription factor activity; RNA polymerase II cis-regulatory region sequence-specific DNA binding
Source: RefSeq, a predicted model, not a curated record
UCUAAAGAAUAAGUCCUGGGAUCGAUUUGCUCGACUAAAGGCGGUGCUCCAGCAUGGUCACAGUCAAAUGACUGAAACGGGUAAAAGAGUAUAUUUCUGUUCAAAUAUGUUGGCUUUCUUUCAAUUAAUUUUGCAAAUAAUGAAGAAUUAUUAACUUUGCCAUUAUUAAAAGCUUUAAAUUUGUAUGAAAUUUUGAUGGAAAGUUUAAUUUCGCUCACUUUAAAUCAGGAAGUUUUUACCAUAGGACCAGGGGUCGUCUCAAGUUGUUUGGUAUUGAAAUGGUUAAUUCUCACUCCAACUUCACACCAGCAUCUGAUAAAAGGAGAGACAUUUGAUAAUGUAGCCUUAGGUACUUGACGCUCAAGAGGAGGUUUAAGUGGAAAUGGUAGAAGCAAGCACUUGCUGCCAUCAAUGAAGCCUGUAUGUGGUCGCUUGAUCUGCUAGAAACAGCAGCCAAAUAUCCCUUGCUGUUUUAAAAAGGAAAUGUUACUUAAUGUAGUCCUGGCUUCUUGGAUUGUAGGAAAUGAAUGCAAUGGUCAUGGCCGGAAUACUUUCGAUCACAGGUUUGGCCAGUCGGGGUUGACCUAGGGUUAAAAAAUAACAGUCGUCUAUGUACUCUUGCCAUGGUUUAUCCUUUAGGAAUGGCCAGCAGUUAGGUGUAGCAGUUCUCUAUUUUGGUCUUCAUGCCGUAGUACAAGAGGCCAAUGUGUAGACUUCUACAUGGUCCGUAGAGCUGCUAAAGAUAACAGCUAAAACUACCUCUAAUCGUACUCUAUCAUCUUAAAAAACAGAAGAACACAUUGGAAAAUGUAGAGUUGGAUAUACAAAAGGUUGGGAUGGUCACAGCUAGAUUGUCUUUGAUCAUAUAUGUAUUUGACCAGGCAGAACUGUCUUGAGGUUAAACGACAACAUCCAGGAGCAUAAACAGAUUGUCUGCUGACAUGUUUUGAUGUGGAUAUCAAGUAAUUUCUUCCCUGUUUCAACGUCUGCUGCCCCCGUUUGUCUCAUCUUCCUACCACUCUUUAUCCAGCUGUAUCAGUCUGUAUCUACCUGUCCAGUCUUCCACAAGUUGGUACAUGGGUAUUAAAAGCUGGACAGGUAGGUAGAUAGACACCUUGAUGUCACCACUGACCAAAUAUUGACUGUACAACUGUAAAUGGCUACACAGCAGACCAUGGACAAAUUUUCUCCUGAUUCGGUGCUUUCCAGCAACAUGCUCGGAAAGUUCCAGCUAACGAUGACAAACAACAUACAGCAGCAGCAGCAGCAACAGCAGCAACAGCAGCAGCAGCAACAGCAACAGCAGCAGCAGCCACCCCAGCAGCAACAGCAGCAGCAGCAGCAGCCUCCAAGAAUGGCAGAGGUGGAUGAGAAGCCAUUCCAGAACCAGUCCUACAUGAACCAGUUUACCCAAGGUUAUUACUUACAGACCCAUGGCAUUUUGCACCCCAACGAAAAACUUUUCAGUCCCGACAUUUACGGGAAACAGUUUGUUCAGAAUUCUUAUUUACACACACAACCAGAACGCAUGCACACCAUCGAGAAGGCUGUACCGGAAAAUAAUCUUUGUCUCAAACAACCUCAGCCAGUUUUGAACAAGAUUCCACCCCCAGCACCAAAGACAUUACCCCCACUAGCCCCUCCUUCCCUUCCCCACACUCCCAUGUCAUCAACGAGGACUACAGAGAAAGCUUUCCAUUGUGAGCUUUGCCCCAAGCAGUUUGCACGACGUAACACAUUGCAGUUACACCAGAGAAUACACACGGGUGAAAAACUGUUCCAAUGUAAUUUUUGUGCCAAACAUUUUGUCCACAAGGACAAACUUCAGAUCCACGAAAGAAUUCACACUGGAGAAAAGCCAUUCCAGUGUGAAUUUUGUCCCAAACGAUUUUCACGCAACGAUAAGCUGAAGAUCCAUCGAAGCACGCACACUGGUGAGAGGCCUUUUCAUUGUAACUACUGUCCGAAGCAAUUUGUCCAGAAGGACAAAUUACUUAUCCAUGAGAGGACACAUACAGGUGAAAAGCCUUUUCACUGUGACCUUUGCCCUAAGCAGUUUGCUCGGAGUGACCGACUGCAAAUUCAUCGAAGAACUCACACCGGAGAAAAGCCAUUCCACUGCGACCUUUGUCCAAAACAGUUUGUUCAAAGAUGUUACUUGAAAAUCCAUCGAAGAAUCCAUACGGGCGAGAAACCUUUUCCUUGUGAAUAUUGCCCGAAGGAGUUUGCCAGGAAGGAUAAACUACAGAUCCACACGAGGAGCCAUACUGGCGAGAAGCCUUUUCAAUGCGACAUUUGUAGGGAGCAAUUCAUGAAGAAAGCUCAACUGCAGUCGCACCAGAAAUCAUCGCAUACCGUUUUGGAGAAGCCGUUUCAGUGUGAUUUAUGCAUGCAGCAGUUUGCAGAACGCGACGAACUGCAGCUGCACCGGAGCACUCACCUCGUAACGCCACAGUUACCUAAUGACCUUGACAUUAAGCCGUUUGCUCUCAUCCAUGAGCUGGAGAAUCAGAAGCGACUGCAAGGGUCGGUGCGGAAUAACUUUUUGAAACCAACAUCCUGUAAAAACAUCAAAGAGUACACUCCAAUGAGUACACUACUUUGGCAAUCAAUUCAUCCAUGAAAAAACAACAAACCCCACCCACAGUAUUUGCAAAAACUCUGCUGACAUUAGGGUCCACCCACAUUCACUGGCCCCCUAUUUCGGGUAUCACUGGUGAUCCCUGCCUACUUUCAUCCUUGUGACUAAAGUUGUCUUCUAUGAAUAUUUUUUUAACCUGUUACAUCACUUGACAUUAGUCAGUAAAAGUUGUUAGCCUGGAAUCUAAGGGUUCCUGGUUCGAUACCCAGUCGCUACCAUUUACGCAUAUGUUUGUGUGGGGUGUGUAUAUUUGUAUGUUGUAUAUUGUGUGUGAAAAUAUGCGUGUGUGUGUGUGUGUUUCUAAGUGGCCUUUAGGCCAUCUGUGGGUCUCAUCAAAAAUUCUUUGUGUCACCUGGAUUGUUUACGAUGUCCAGGUGUUCACCACCUUCCAGAUUGUUCACUGGGUUAGUGAACAAGAUGGACAAAGUACAUGCUAGAAAUGACUCAAUAGUUUUCCAUGUCUGGUAAAUGGACACAGUCACUGUUCAUCCUUAAUAUUUCAAUCACACACACACAUGCACACACAUAUAUACACAGAACCACUCAAAUACGUGUACAUGUGUAUAUAUAUGUAUGUUAUAUAUAUAUUAUAUAUAUAUAUGUAUCAUCAUCGUUUUAGCAACCUCUUUUCUAUGCUAGCAUGGGUUAGACAGGGUUUAUUGCAGUGGAUUUCCUAUAUAAGGAGUGCUUUUCCUGUUCCCAACCCUCUGUUUCCAAGUAAGAUAAUAUUUCCCCAUGACUAGAUAUGUUUUUGCAGAAUAUUGGAAAAAGAGGUGACACUCGUUUACAACUAUCACCUGAUGCUAAGGCAUAAAGACAGUAACACACACACACACACACAUGAUAGGCUUCAUUUAGUUUCCUUCUACCAAAUUCACUCACAAUGUUUUGGUUGGUCUGGGACUAUAGUAGAAGACACUUUCUCUUGCUGCCAUGCUGUAGCACUGAACCUGAAAACACAUGGUUGGAGAACUAACUUCUUACCACACAACCAUGUCUGCGACUAUGUAUAUAUAUGUAUAUAUAUAUAUAUAUAUAUAUAUAUAUAUAUAUAUAUAUAUAUGUGUGUGUGUGUGUUUAUAUAUAGUCUUAAGUUCACUUGUACCUACAGACACAUUGGUUGAAUAAUAUACAUAAGCGUUGACCCUCUGACAAUGACACUCGUGUGUGCAUGUGCACAUGCAUAAUUGUAUGAGUUUAUCUGUGUGUGAGUGUGUGUGUGUGUCUACGAACACCUGUCUUUAUAUAGGUAUGCAUAAACAAACUCAGGCAUAGACAAACAACUGUAUACUAGUUGUAUAUAUGUUUGUGUGUGUGUGUUGUACUUCAUUAAUAUAGAAUAUAUACAUAUAUAGAACAUGGAUGUCAAAUAAUGAUGAUAUAUUUAUAUAUAUAUGUAUGUAUAUACCCAUACAUGCAUACACCCCCCUCCUGCAUGCAUAUGCACGUGAGAAACAUCACAUACACAAUCAAACAUAUGGAACUGUGCAGUUUUGUCUGCAGUAUUCAUUCCUUUGACAAGAAAAGUUGUGAUUUGCUGAGAGUUGGAGGAAAGGGGCCUCGAGGAAGAAGAAGAGGAGGAGAGAAAGGGGCAGUCUGCUUGUGUGUGUGUGUGUGUGUUCUACUGUAUUCUAAUACACAUUCUAGCAUGUUCAAGUGUCUUUCUUACAGUUGUGUAGUAUUUCUAGAAUCUUUUUUAUAUAUAUACACACAUGCAUAUAUGUAUGUAUGUAUGUGUGUGUGUGUAUAUAUAUAUAUAUAUAUAUAUAUAUAUUUAUGUAUAUAUGUGCAUAUAUAUGAGGUGGCAUUAAAAGGUUCCCGGACUAGUUAUGUUUCAUAAAAAAUAACUGAUUCAUCUAAGUUUUAAUCUCAUCUCCUUCGAAGUAGUCCCCUUGUGCAACAAUACACUGGUCCCAUCAUUCCUGCCACUUUUGGAAUCUAGCCUGGAAGUCUUUUUCUGUAAGUGGGUCGAGGACCUUCUACGAUUCACUCUUGAUCUUGACAGCAGUGUUAAAACAGUGACCCCUUCGAGCUGCCUUUUCAUCUUGUGGAAGAGAUGGAAGUCUGCAGGUGCUGAAUCGGGUGAAUAUGGCAGGUGCAGAAGUGCUACCCUGUUGUUCUUGGUGAGAAACUCCCAAGCGAGGAGAUCUCAGUGACGGUGCUUUGUCGUCAUGUAGAAUCCAAUUGUUUGCGCUCCACAGAUUGGGUCGGUUUCACUGAAUGUCCCCUCAAACGCUUCAAAACGUUGCAGUAGAACUCUCGAUCGAUGGUAUGGCCCUGUAGGAUGAAUUCUCAAUGCACAAUACCACAUCUCCAGGGGUGACACUCACGGUAGGUCUUCCAAAUCGCUCAUCAUCUUCCAGGGACAUUCUUCUGCUUCUGAAGCAUCCAUGUCACUCGAAACAUUGUAUACUACCCGUUGCCUCGGCGCUGUAAGCUUGCCGAAGCAUGUUCGAUGUCUCUGCAGUAGACUCUGCAAGGUUAACAUAGAAUUUGAUGUCGGCUUUUUGUUCCUGUCCACGACAAAAUCGCAGAUUACAACAGACACACGUGAUCAGAAAGACUCAAAUUACGCAACUUGUGAAGUAAACACAAUAACGUCACCCGUACACUGUCUCAUGAAGCCCACUGCGCACGCAACCAUCUACUGCCAUCUGUUAAUGUACUACAGAACCAGUCCAGGAACUUAUUGAUAGCACCUCGUAUAUGCAUAUACAUACAUAUAUAUAUAUAUAUA